AUGGGUAAGAGCGCUGGUCUGCGUUCCGGUACGCGUUAUGCCUUCUCACGGAACUUCCGUGAGAAGGGCAUGAUCCGCCUGUCCACGUACCUUCGGCAGUACAAGGUCGGCGACAUUGUUGACCUGAAGACGAACGGUGCCGUGCAGAAGGGUAUGCCGCACAAGGUCUACCACGGCAAGACGGGCGUCAUCUACAACGUCGCCAAGAACGCCGUCGGUGUCAUCAUCUACAAGAAGGUCAAGCACCGGUACAUCGAGAAGCGCCUGAACGUCCGCAUCGAGCACGUCUCUCCGUCGCGGUCCCGCGAGGACUUUUUGCGCCGCGUCAAGACCAACGCCGCCCUGAAGCAGAAGGCCAAGGCCGAGGGCACCCCCGUCCAGCUGAAGCGCCAGCCCGUCCUGCCGCGGGAAGCCCGCACAAUUUCCCUCGACGACAACGCCCCGGAGACCGUCACCCCCAUCCCGUACGACACUGCUAUCUAA
This is a messenger RNA of Sporothrix brasiliensis 5110, 483 nucleotides long. RefSeq names its product large subunit ribosomal protein L21e. NCBI's taxonomy places the organism in Eukaryota, Fungi, Ascomycota, Sordariomycetes, Ophiostomatales, Ophiostomataceae. Gene Ontology annotation, molecular function: structural constituent of ribosome. The coding region runs from base 1 to 483 and encodes 160 amino acids. Gene Ontology annotation, cellular component: cytosolic large ribosomal subunit; ribosome. The record is from RefSeq and is a predicted model, not a curated record. The transcript has 3 exons. Gene Ontology annotation, biological process: translation.